GCUUUUAUUGUGCGACGCCGAAGACCGUUGCCCACACGUGUACUUCGUCUUUUUUUUUUUUUUGCUCUUGCGCCCCGAGCUGUCGCUUUGCGACCUUUUCUCCUUGUUACCUUCCUUUCAGUCGACUUAGUGCAAAGCACCAUCCAGUAUGGCCCCCGCUGCAACUAGCGCCCAGGAUGGCGUCUACAACGACAAGUCCAAGCCUAUGGAGGUUCGCCUCAGCAACAUCACUGCUGCCAAGGCCGUGGCAGAUGCCGUGCGUACCAGUCUGGGCCCCAAGGGCAUGGACAAGAUGAUUCAGAAUGCCGACGGCGGUGUCACUAUCACAAACGAUGGCGCCACCAUUCUUGAACUCAUUCAAGUCUUGCACCCGGCCGCGAAGAUGCUGGUUCAGUUGUCCAAGGCACAGGAUGUCGAGGCUGGUGAUGGCACAACUUCCGUUGUCGUUUUGGCAGGCAGCCUUCUUGACGCAUGCGAGAAGCUCCUGUACAAGGGCAUUCACCCGGCAACAAUCUCCGUGUCUUUUGGCACCGCGGCGAAGAAGGCUUGCGAUAUCUUGGAACAGAUGUCCACGCCCAUUGACAUGCUUGAUCGUGAAGCUCUUUUGAAGGCUGCCGGUACUAGUCUCAACUCCAAGGUCGUCUCAAUGUGCUCGGAUGUGAUUGCCCCGAUCGUGGUGGAUGCUGUUCUGGCCGUGGCGGAUCACGAGCAUCACAACGUGGACCUCAAGGAUAUCAAGAUCCUUCAGGCCGAUGGUGUCGUUGAGGAGACAGAGUUGGUGCGUGGUGUGGUGCUCAACAAGCGCUUCGCCCACCGCGUCUCUGGUCUGGACCGAAUGGAGAAGGCCAAGAUUGGCCUGAUUCAGUUCUGCCUCUCCCCUCCCAAGACGGACACGGACAACCAGAUUGUCGUUUCCGACUACAGUCAGAUGGACCGCGUCCUCAAGGAGGAGCGCAAGUACAUCCUGAACUUGUGCAACAAGAUCAAAAAAUCUGGUUGCAACGUCCUGCUCAUUCAGAAAUCAAUCUUGCGUGAUGCCGUCAACGACUUGGCCCUGCACUUUUUGGCCAAGAUGAAGAUUCUUGUCGUCCGGGACAUUGAGCGCGAUGAGGUCGAGUUCCUGUCCAAGUCUCUGGGCUGCCGCCCCGUGGCCAACGUUGAUGAGCUCUCCCCUGACAUGCUGGGUGCGGCCGAGCUCGUGGAGGAGGUCCCCACUGGCAACACCAAGGUCAUCCAGUUCAAGGGUGCUGCUGCCGAGGCCAGCACGGUCAGCAUUAUCGUUCGGGGUAGCUCCAAGCUUGUCCUGGCCGAGGCUGAGCGCUCCAUCCACGAUGCGCUGUGCGUCAUCCGCUGCCUUGUCAAGAAGGGAGCUGUUAUUGCUGGUGGUGGUGCCCCAGAGAUUGAGUGCGCCUUGAAGCUUGCUGAUCAUGCCCAGACUCUCACGGGAGCUGAGGCCUACUGCAUGCGUGCCUUUGCCGAGGCCCUUGAGGUUGUUCCCUUUACAUUGGCCGAGAAUGCCGGCCUCAACCCCAUCUCCACCGUCACGGCGCUGCGCACCAAGCACAAGGAGGGCGAGCAAACUGCUGGCAUUAACGUCCGCAAGGGCAUGAUCACAAACAUUUUGGAGGAGAACGUGCUGCAGCCCCUGCUCGUGUCAAUGAGCGCCAUUUCACUGGCUGCUGAAACCGUCCGCAGCAUCAUGAAGAUUGAUGACAUUGUCAACGUCCGAUAAGCAGCCAAGCGUGUCAAAACAAACUUGGCUCUUGCUGUUUUUGUGGACCGUGUGUAAAUGGCCAAAAGAUGGAUGCGACGAAACCCCAGCGUGGAGUGAGCCGUGGCGUGUUUAAGCUUGAGUGGUCUCCAAACUACAAUAAGAUCUUUGUGCUCGCUCUCUACAUGUCGAGGCAAACAUAUGGAAAACCCCAAAUCGAAGG
Molecule: messenger RNA, 1934 nt
Organism: Monosiga brevicollis MX1
Lineage: Eukaryota; Choanoflagellata; Craspedida; Salpingoecidae
Exons: 7
Coding region: 149-1732 (527 amino acids)
Biological process (GO): protein folding
Cellular component (GO): chaperonin-containing T-complex
Molecular function (GO): ATP binding; ATP-dependent protein folding chaperone; ATP hydrolysis activity
Source: RefSeq, a predicted model, not a curated record